GAACUGCGCUGUCGUGACUCAGUUGUUUCUCCACGACCAAACUGGAGGCUGCCGUCCCUCUCAAUGAGGCUAACCCCUGCUAGGCCACCGCUAAUGCUGCUGAAGGAGCUGCUGCUUCAUCUCAGGCUCGGCCUGGCGCUGUAAACCAUGCUGGAGACUCAGAGGGACAUCGAUAAGACCGUGUUCGUCAGUAAUCUGCACAGCUGCGUGAGGGAGGAGAUCCUGUACGAGCUCUUUCUGCAGGCGGGUCCAGUCAAAAAGGUCGUCAUUCCCAGAGACCGAGAGGGACACCAAAGGUCUUUCGGCUUUGUUUACUAUAAGCACGCUGAAGCCGUACCCUACGCCAUCGAGCUGCUGGACGGAAUUUGGCUCUAUGGUCGUCCGAUCAGCCUGAAGUAUACAUUUGUGGUCAGGACCCCCAUGGACCCUCACAGAGCAGGGAACUCUCACCAGGCCUGUGGCGCUGCAUCUCCACACCUGCAGAACGGACUGGCUGGAAACAGCAAGUUCCCACCUCCAGAAGAACACAGCUGGAGUGACGUGGUGUCUGCUUUGCCCCUUGAUCACUUCUAUCCAGCUGUGCCUGCUGCUCAGGGGCAGUGCUGGCCUGCUGCUUCUACUCCAUCCUCUGCUGCCCCCCAGUGGCCAUGGCUGGUCUCUGGAUAUGCUCCGUGGAUCCCUGGCUCAGAGGAACAGUCUCCAGCUUGUGCCACAUCGAAAACGGACACAGAGCACAGCCUAGAGGGUGGAAAGCAGCAGAAGAGCAGAAGAAGCCAUGAGAGGAGACAGAAGCGCAAGAGAAGACACAAAAUCUGAGUGCGCUCAUCUCCCGGGGCGCUGCUAUAACACUGCUUCUGCGUUGGCUUCUGGCGUUUAUUCUACAGAACAUACGAAGCUGAUUUACAGCCAGUCAGUGACGGUGUUCAUCUUCCUGUGUGUUGCGGAUAAGAAUGUGUUCAUAAAUUCAGCCUUUAUCUCAAUUACUUUCAAUGAUGAAUCCAGUUUAGCUGAUUAUUUAGUUGUAGAGUCGAUAUUUCAGUUAAUUCCGCUCGAGCUGUGUGAAUAAAGACGCACAUGCAGUGAACUGUG
Messenger RNA from Pygocentrus nattereri (red-bellied piranha), 1089 nucleotides. It is a transcript of the gene rbm11, whose product is annotated as RNA binding motif protein 11. The record is from RefSeq and is a predicted model, not a curated record. The coding region runs from base 148 to 816 and encodes 222 amino acids. The transcript is spliced from 7 exons. Gene Ontology annotation, biological process: regulation of alternative mRNA splicing, via spliceosome. NCBI's taxonomy places the organism in Eukaryota, Metazoa, Chordata, Actinopteri, Characiformes, Serrasalmidae. Gene Ontology annotation, cellular component: nucleus. Gene Ontology annotation, molecular function: single-stranded RNA binding.